Messenger RNA from Brettanomyces nanus, 2493 nucleotides. RefSeq lists its product as uncharacterized. The coding region runs from base 1 to 2493 and encodes 830 amino acids. The transcript has 2 exons. The record is from RefSeq and is a predicted model, not a curated record. Lineage: Eukaryota; Fungi; Ascomycota; Pichiomycetes; Pichiales; Pichiaceae. Gene Ontology annotation, molecular function: carboxypeptidase activity.
AUGCCUUACUCGUCGCCUUCAGAUUCUGCGGAAAUAUCGUCCACACAAAGUGCGCCGGCAGGACUUACGCCAUUUCCGGGAAGUACGGGGCAAACAUCAGUAGAGACGGAUGAAGAGUUUACUUAUCAUGAUUAUCCUCAGCAGCAUCGCAAAAGCAGCCACGUUCGGAAAACUUUACACCCUAACGUCGGAUAUUAUGGGUCUCUGGGAGAGCGUAACUCAUUCUUAGCAUCUCGUUCCACCUCAAUUACCGAAUCAAUUGCAAACAGCGUGAUUAGCGUCACUCAGAUGACCCUUAGGCAGAUGAGAAGGCAGAGAUUCCUAACCGUUUGCAUAUUUGGAGUUAUCUUCAUGCUCCUUUUCAAGCUGAUCUUUAUGCCGCGCACAUCGUUGGAUAGAGAUCUCCGACGGCUCCACGGCGAAUAUCUCACCUUAGAUGAUUGCUCGCGGCUGUUUCUCACCCACCUCACGUUGAAGAACGAUAUCCGCCGCUACAUGAAGUGCUAUUCAGAGGAAAUUCAUACUACAGGCGAUAAUUAUGAGGCCACCGUCGAACUAUUCAGGGAAUUCCCGACAUUUAAGACGUCUACGGAAAAGUAUGAAGCAUGGUUUAGUCGACCUCAGGAGUCAUGGCUACGGGUCUUAUCUGCCGAUAAUAAGGUGAUAUAUGACGCAAACUUACAAGAGACCGAGUUGAUGUCAUUUUAUCCAUACAGUGCCAGCGGGAAAAUGAGGGCCAAGUACGUUUAUGCGAAUUAUGGCAGUGUGGGGGAUUUCCAACAGUUGAACGCGUCGGGAAUCCCUGUGGAAGACCGGAUCGUUAUUUUGCGCAAUGGCAAUUUACAUCCAAGUAUCAAGAUUCAGAACGCCCAGCGGGUGCAUGUCGCGGGUGCGGUAAUAUACUCCGAUCCCUAUGAUGACGGCAAAUACGUAGAGAGCCAUGGAUAUGCAGCCUUUCCCGACGGAUUUGCAAGAAAUCACCAUGCCAUACAGAAGGACACCCUUAGUCGAAUACUUGAGCAGCCCGGGGAUCCGACAACUCCUGGCUGGUCGUCGACACUUUUCUCAAAACGUGUGAAGCCAGAGACAAUCCCAACAAUUCCCGUUUUGCCAAUAAGUUUUGCAGCCAUUCAGCCCAUACUGGACUCUUUAUCCAAUGGGGCGGAUUUAGGCUGGAAAGGAGAUUAUGCGAACUUCAGCUACUCCGCCAGCGUAUCCGAGAACACACUGGAAUUAGGCAGUACAGUUCAGUUCAAGAUCAAGCCCAUCUAUAAUAUCAUCACGGAGAUCAAGGGAAUCAUAAGAGACGAAGUUAUCUAUGUAGGAGCGUCACGUGACAUUGUUGGGGGAAUUGGAGGAGCUUCGAGUGGGUUUUCGGAACUGUUAGAACUGGCGAGAGGAUUCAACGAGCUUGCCAAGAAGGGCUGGAAGCCACUACGAACGAUCAAGUUAAUCAGCUGGGAUGGAUCGGCAGCGGGGCUGCUUGGAUCGACUGAGUUUGGUGAGUUCUACGAGGGAAAGCUUCGGAAGAAUGCCGUGGUGUACGUGAAUUUGGAUGGAGUUAAAGGAUCGCGACUUUUGGUUGAGUCGAACCCAUUGUAUGGUCAACUUUUGGUUAAGAGCAUGAAGGAGAUCCUAGUGGACGACGAUACGACUCUGUGGGAGUAUUACAUCGAUCGGCACCAGCAUAAUGGGUCGGAAAUCGACUUGAUUAGCCAACGGUCUGGUGAUUACUCCGUUUUUCAGUGCUUUGUCGGUGUUCCGUCCAUCAACAUCGGGUUUUCCAACGUCAAAGACAAAGACCCGGUUCCCUACACUAACUCCAAAUACGACUCCGAAGACUGGCAGCUAUUGCUAGACAGGAAGCUUCGGUACCACAACUUGGUGGCCCAAUUCGCUGGUUUAUUUGUCCUGCAAAUAAGUGAAAGAGAGAUAAUCGAUGUCGGAACAGGUGAUUAUAUGUCACGUAUACAGCAAAGGUUUGAUGUCCUCUCUUCCCGUGUCCCGAGCGGGUGGAAGCAUAAGAAGAUGAAGAUUAGAGGACAGAAAGAUGGCCGUAAUGUUGGUGAGGAGAUAGAGCGACUCGAUGAAUUGUUGAGUGAGAUCGUGGCGAUCGCAAAGAACUUCGAUGAUCAUUUAGUAUGGCUACAGCGACAAAUCCUUCAAGAUUAUCCAUGGUUCAAGAUGUACGUGAAGAUCAAGAUAGCAUUUCAGAUUAAGAUUGCUAGUGCUAAAAUUAAGGCUUUAGACAAGUUGUUUGUUGCGCCGGAGAAGUAUACGAACGUCGACGUGGAUGGGCAGAGAGAAGGACUAUUGAAGGGUCGAAAAUGGUUUCGGCACUUGAUAUUUGCACCAGACAGAGUCAGCGGUUAUCGAUUGGAGGUUCUUCCUGGCUUCACAGAGGCGUUGCAAAAUGGAGAGUAUGGUUUCUUCGAAAGGAAUAUACAGGCUUUUGGAGAGGCCUUAGAGAAAGUGUACUCGAAGUUGAGGUAG